AUGAGUAUCACAGCCGCUGCAGGAUCGUCGCAAGACGGGACCCCAGCCUACGAGUUGCCUUGGGUGGAGAAGUACAGACCGCUCAAAUUAGACGAUGUCGUCGGCAACAAACCGACGAUCGAGAGGCUCAAAGUCAUUCAGAGGGAUGGAAACGUGCCGCACUUGCUCAUAUCAGGGUUGCCCGGGAUUGGGAAAACUACCAGCGUGCAUUGCCUUGCACACGCCCUAUUGGGCGAUGCGUACAAGGAAGGGGUACUAGAGUUGAAUGCUUCCGAUGAGAGAGGUAUCGAUGUGGUACGAAACAAGAUCAAACAUUUCGCGCAAAAGAAGGUGUCUUUGCCAGCAGGGCGGCAUAAGAUUGUGAUUCUCGAUGAAGCAGACAGUAUGACAUCUGGCGCACAGCAAGCGCUGCGACGCACUAUGGAAAUUUACUCGAAUACGACCCGCUUUUGUUUCGCUUGCAAUCAAUCCAACAAGAUCAUCGAUCCAUUGCAGAGUCGGUGCGCCAUUCUCCGCUACACCAAGCUCAAGGAUGAAGAAGUGCUGCAGCGGCUACUGGAGAUCUGCGAGACAGAAAAGGUACAAUACAGCGACGAAGGCCUUGGCGCGCUAAUUUUCACCUGCGAAGGCGAUAUGCGACAAGCGAUCAACAAUCUACAGUCGACCUGGACAGGCUCAGGGUUUGUCUCGCCGGACAAUGUUUUCAAAGUGUGUGACCAGCCGCAUCCGCGGGUGAUCCGCGCGGUGCUCAAGUCAUGCCAGAAAGGCGACGUGGAUACGGCGAUCGAGCGUCUGGAUGAGAUCUGGAGCCAGGGCUACUCUGCGCUGGACAUCAUAACGACACUCUUCCGUGUCGUCAAGACGCUGGAUGGCAUGCCCGAGGCUCUCAAGCUGGAAUUCAUCCGUGAGAUCGGCUGGACGCACAUGCGCAUCCUCGAGGGCGUCGCAACGCUCGUUCAACUUGGCGGCCUCCUUGCGCGACUGUCAAAGAUGGCCAUCAAACCCGAUGCAUUCAACGUGUGACAUACAGUCACCACCUUCGUGACUCCGUGUAUACCCCAUCCGCUGAAAGAGCACGCAUUGCAUUCACGCACGCACGCACUCCCACUGAGCACGCAUGUUCAAGAAACGCGGGAAAGUAUUGCGCAUUGCCCAUUCUGAUGUGUCAAGGUACAAAGAAAAGGAGAGUAGUUCGGUCGGUCUCUGCCCUAUAGCUUCAAGAAAGAGAGCCCAGUAGGUUACUGCCGUCCUGUCGGUACAGGAAUCUAUUUCGACGAAUCCCAAGAGAAGUUCGCAGGCAAAAGCGAAGGCGAAGGCGGGAAAAUGCGAAUGUGGAAGCGAAAGCUGUGAAUGAAGAAGGCAGAAUCAAGAGCGGUUGCCCGCUGUAUCUUUUGCUAAUGUACACCGCAG
Molecule: messenger RNA, 1410 nt
Organism: Tilletiaria anomala UBC 951
Lineage: Eukaryota; Fungi; Basidiomycota; Exobasidiomycetes; Georgefischeriales; Tilletiariaceae
Product: P-loop containing nucleoside triphosphate hydrolase protein
Exons: 6
Coding region: 1-1023 (340 amino acids)
Biological process (GO): DNA-templated DNA replication; DNA repair
Cellular component (GO): DNA replication factor C complex; nucleus; Elg1 RFC-like complex
Molecular function (GO): ATP binding; DNA clamp loader activity; ATP hydrolysis activity
Source: RefSeq, a predicted model, not a curated record